GGCCCCUCCCCCGGGUCCGACGCCGUGCGGAGCCGCGGGCGGGCGGCCGGACGGACUGACGGGAGGGCCGGGAGGCGAGCAAGAUGGCGCAGACUCAGGGCACCCGGAGGAAAGUCUGUUACUACUACGACGGGGAUGUUGGGAAUUACUAUUAUGGACAAGGCCACCCAAUGAAGCCUCACCGAAUUCGAAUGACUCACAACUUGCUGCUCAACUAUGGUCUCUACCGAAAAAUGGAAAUCUAUCGCCCUCACAAAGCCAAUGCUGAGGAGAUGACCAAGUACCACAGUGAUGACUACAUUAAAUUCUUGCGAUCCAUUCGUCCAGAUAACAUGUCUGAGUACAGCAAGCAGAUGCAGAGAUUCAACGUUGGUGAGGACUGUCCCGUAUUUGAUGGCCUGUUUGAGUUCUGCCAGUUGUCUACUGGUGGCUCUGUGGCAAGUGCUGUGAAACUUAAUAAGCAGCAGACGGACAUCGCUGUGAAUUGGGCUGGAGGCCUACAUCAUGCAAAGAAGUCUGAAGCAUCUGGCUUCUGUUAUGUCAAUGAUAUCGUCUUGGCCAUCCUGGAAUUGCUAAAGUAUCACCAAAGGGUGCUGUAUAUUGACAUCGAUAUUCAUCAUGGUGACGGUGUGGAAGAGGCCUUCUAUACCACAGACCGGGUCAUGACUGUGUCCUUUCAUAAAUAUGGAGAGUACUUCCCAGGAACUGGUGACCUACGGGAUAUUGGGGCUGGCAAAGGCAAGUAUUAUGCUGUUAACUACCCACUCCGCGAUGGGAUUGAUGAUGAGUCCUAUGAGGCCAUUUUCAAGCCGGUCAUGUCCAAAGUAAUGGAGAUGUUCCAGCCGAGUGCAGUGGUCUUACAGUGUGGCUCAGAUUCCCUGUCUGGGGAUCGGUUAGGUUGCUUCAAUCUGACCAUCAAAGGGCAUGCCAAGUGUGUGGAAUUUGUCAAGAGCUUCAACUUGCCUAUGCUGAUGCUGGGAGGAGGUGGUUACACCAUUCGCAAUGUUGCCCGGUGCUGGACAUAUGAAACAGCUGUUGCCCUGGACACCGAGAUCCCUAAUGAGCUGCCGUACAAUGACUACUUUGAAUACUUUGGACCAGAUUUCAAGCUUCACAUCAGUCCUUCCAAUAUGACUAACCAGAACACUAAUGAGUACCUGGAAAAGAUCAAACAGCGGCUCUUUGAGAACUUGAGAAUGCUGCCCCAUGCACCUGGGGUUCAAAUGCAGGCGAUACCUGAGGAUGCCAUCCCAGAGGAGAGUGGUGAUGAGGACGAAGAAGACCCCGACAAACGCAUUUCUAUCUGCUCUUCUGAUAAACGAAUUGCCUGUGAAGAAGAAUUCUCUGAUUCAGAUGAGGAAGGAGAAGGUGGUCGAAAGAAUUCUUCUAAUUUCAAAAAAGCCAAAAGAGUCAAAACAGAAGACGAAAAAGAAAAAGAUCCAGAAGAGAAGAAAGAAGUUACAGAAGAGGAGAAAACCAAGGAGGAGAAGCCAGAAGCCAAAGGGAUCAAAGAGGAGGUCAAGUUGGCCUGAGCAAGAUCUGCACAAAGUUUCUCACGUUUCCCCAAUCCCUCAGAUUUUAUAUUUUCUAUUUCUCUGUGUAUUUAUAUAAAAAAAUAUAUUAAAUAUAAUGUCCCCAGGGACUAGAUAGGAACCAGGGACCAGAGCCCAGGGCAAGAGGGUCGGGGGGAGUCUUCCAGCAGCUGCCUUGCCUGUCCUUCCCCAGGUCUUAGUUCUGAACCGUACAGGGUACAGGUCUUGAGUACAACUGUAAGACAAAAAUCCUGAAUGCCAAGUGCCUGCUUAGGAAAGAUUGCCCUUAUUAAGCUUUCUAGAAGGGGGGGUUGGGUCUUCUGGGACCCUUGUUCUUUUCAGGCUUAGGUAACAUCAGACAUUUUUUAGAUUGGUUUUGUUUAUACCUUCCCACUGGUCUCAGGUGAGCUGAGAAACUCUCACUGCCCCAUCUCCCCCCAAUUCUGCAGGCAGAGGUUUUAUUAGUCUAGCUUCCUUUUUGAGAUACUUUCAUUUUUGUGAGACUUUGUAAUAAAAUGGCACAUUUCUACACCCUCCUGA
This is a messenger RNA of Nannospalax galili (Upper Galilee mountains blind mole rat), 2072 nucleotides long. It is a transcript of the gene Hdac1, whose product is annotated as histone deacetylase 1. Bases 84 to 1532 code for a protein of 482 amino acids. The transcript is spliced from 14 exons. The record is from RefSeq and is a predicted model, not a curated record. Lineage: Eukaryota; Metazoa; Chordata; Mammalia; Rodentia; Spalacidae. Gene Ontology annotation, molecular function: histone deacetylase activity.